AGACACUACCGCUUUCUCUCUCUACAAAGAAAUACCUCUUUCUGUAUCUAGAAAACACUUCCCCAUCUCUCUCUCUUUCCCAUGUUUGUAAGGAAAGAAUCCUAUAUCUCCCUCUCUAACAGGAAGAAGCGUUUCUCUCUCUUUUAAGGAAAGAGAGAGGUCUCUCUCCUUCUAGAUGUCUUCCCUCUGAAAUGCAUAUUCUUAGACUUCCAAUUUGAAGCGUUCUCGAUGGCGACCACGCUAUUUUACCUCUGUAUAAUUGGGCUGGUUCAGAAAUCAAAUGCACUCAGUAGAGCUCAUUUCCCACAUGAUUUCGUUUUCGGAACCGCUUCUUCAGCUUACCAGUUUGAAGGAGCUUCGAGUGAAGGAAAGAGGGGGCAGAGCAUAUGGGAUACGUUUUCAAGGAAACCAGGACGUAUCUUGGAUUUUAGCAACGCGGAUGUUGCAGUGGAUCAAUACCAUCGAUUCAAGGCCGACAUAGACUUGAUGAGGAACUUGGGAAUGCAUGCCUAUAGAUUUUCCAUCUCCUGGUCACGAAUCCUUCCUAAUGGUACAGGACAAGUCAAUCCCGAAGGAAUCAACUACUACAACAGUCUCAUAAAUGCUCUCCUAGAAAAGGGAAUCCAACCAUAUGUUACUCUCUAUCACUGGGAUCUCCCCCAAGCCCUUGAAGACCAGUACAGUGGUUGGUUGAGCCCACUGAUAGUAAAAGACUUUGCACAUUAUGCACAUACGUGUUUUCAAGCAUUUGGAGGCAGAGUGAAACAUUGGAUUACCUUCAAUGAACCUCAUGGCUUCGCAUUACAGGGCUAUGACCUUGGUGUGCAAGCUCCAGGAAGGUGCUCAAUUUUUGCUCACUUAUUCUGUAAGAGUGGGAGUUCAGCGACCGAGCCUUACAUAGUCGCUCACAAUAUACUCUUAGCCCAUGCUACCACAUUUCGUAUUUAUCAACACCACUUCAAGGAAGAACAAGGAGGUCUAAUUGGGAUUGCACUGGAUUCCAAAUGGUAUGAACCAAUAUCUGAUAAUGAUGAGGAUAUGGAAGCCGCACAAAGAGCUAUGGAUUUUGAGCUCGGAUGGUUCUUAAAUCCCCUGUUCUUCGGCAAAUACCCUGUUUCUAUGCAGAACUUGGUUGGUAAUAGAUUACCAAAGCUUACUCCCGAGAUGUCUGGAUCAUUAAUUGGAUCAUUGGACUUUGUGGGUGUCAACCAUUACACGACAUUAUAUGCCAAGAAUGACAAAAAUAGGAUCCGCAAGCUAAUUUUACGCGAUGCAUCUUCUGAUGUGGCGGUCAUAGCGACACCCUUUCGGAGAGGAAGACAAAUAGGAGAGAGGGCUGCAUCAAGAUGGUUACACAUUGUGCCUUGGGGUAUCCGCAAGUUAACUACAUAUAUUAAGGACACUUAUGGGAACCCACCAGUUAUCAUUACAGAAAAUGGUAUGGAUGAUCCAAACACUCAUCACUUGGUCUUAAACGAAGCACUGCAAGACCAUAAGAGGAUAAAGUACCACAAUGAGUAUCUCUCAAAUCUAUCAGUUGCUAUAAGAGAAGAUGGAUGUGAUGUGCAAGGCUACUUCGUAUGGUCUUUAUUGGAUAACUGGGAAUGGAACAUGGGAUACACCGUAAGAUUUGGCCUCUAUUUUAUAGACUACAACAAUAAUCUUACAAGAAUCCCAAAGGCUUCAGUGGAAUGGUUCAAAGGCUUCCUUAAAGAAACAUGAUAUCUGAGAACAACGAGUGUUGUUUUAUAUGGAUCUACAAUGUGUAUAAUGUCCAAUCAUAUUGUGAUUCAUGAGAAAGCAGUUUAAUA
Amborella trichopoda is the source of this 1811-nucleotide messenger RNA. RefSeq names its product beta glucosidase 41 (gene BGLU41). Gene Ontology annotation, molecular function: beta-glucosidase activity. The record is from RefSeq and is a predicted model, not a curated record. Gene Ontology annotation, biological process: carbohydrate metabolic process. Lineage: Eukaryota; Viridiplantae; Streptophyta; Magnoliopsida; Amborellales; Amborellaceae.